Molecule: messenger RNA, 1021 nt
Organism: Salvia splendens (bonfire salvia)
Lineage: Eukaryota; Viridiplantae; Streptophyta; Magnoliopsida; Lamiales; Lamiaceae
Product: dimethylallyl, adenosine tRNA methylthiotransferase
Exons: 8
Coding region: 81-797 (238 amino acids)
Cellular component (GO): chloroplast stroma
Source: RefSeq, a predicted model, not a curated record
AUAGCGUUAGCCAUAUCCAAUAAAAUCCUUAAUGAAAGAGAUAAGUAAUCAACAAAUUUGAGCUCAAACAAAGGCCGUACAUGGCCUCCUCUCUUGGCUUCAGCUGUGCAGUUCCCAUCUCAAUCUCAAGAUGGACGAAAGGCAGAAAUCAACGAGCUACAAUUCGGUGCAUAGGAUGGGACCCGGAAGGCAUUCUCGGAGCUCCGAAGCCGGGACACAUAGCGGGACUUGAAUUCAAGCGAAAACUCGAGAAGGAUUCUGAGGCCAAAGAAGCAUUUGAACGCCAAGUCCGAGAAGAGAAAGAUCGCAUGAGAAAACUUCGCGAGUCUCGGGUGAUACCGGAUACUGUAGAGGAGUUGGUUGAGUAUUUUCUAGAUACUGAAGCUCAGAUGAUCGAAUUUGAGAUUUCCAGAUUGAGGCCUCGAUUGAACGACGAAUUUUUCUCACACCUGAAACUAGAACUGGGGAAACUCAAAUUUUCUGUGUCUAAGACUCAGGAUGUGGAAGACAGAGUACUUGAGUUAGAGACGCUGCAAAAAGCCCUGGAGGAAGCCACAGAAGCAUAUGAUAAAAUGCAAGCUGAACUCAUAGCAGCAAGGCAGAAUUUGAUGAGACUUUUACAAUCGACUGAUAUCAAGGCGACUCUCUUGGACUUGCUUGGGGAAAACGCAUUGAAUAGAUCCUUAUUGACACUCCUUGAUCAAAACAUCGCAAGUGCAUAUCAGGGUAACCAGAAACAGGUUGCGGAAUACAUGGAAAAGAUUCGUGGGGCGAUGCUCAAGUAUAUCACUGUCUGAUUCGUGUAGAACGAUGAUGUACCAAAUAUAACUAUGUAUGGUUUAUUUACACAUGUGCAGAGAUACUGGUUCUCAAAUUCAAGAUAUCAGGUGUUCAUCAUUCUGCUGUAGGUAUAAUUUUACCAAAAUUAAAGAGCUUGGAAUGUUUUAUUUUUCUUGAUGAAUGUAAAUUCAAGACUGUAUUAUUCCAUGACCGAAAAAGGAGAGUUAUUUGAGACUGAGUA